CAACCUGGGUGGAGGCCGCGGAGGAGGACCCCUGGCGGAGGCCGGGCCUGGACGGAUGCGCGUGCGCAGCGGACGCGCGGUUUGGCCCUGGACGGACGCCGUAGCCGAGAGGCUGGGCGGAUGUUGUGAGCCGGGGCGCCGCGGCUGGAGCUGGGGGAUCGACGUGGCAGGGAGCCCCUGAACAAAGUCGAGAUCUGCCUCUCAUCUGGGUCCUCAGCACCUGACGCUCGGCGUGGAUGUCUGGAAGGUUUACUAAUCAAAAGAGUGACCGCGUCUAAUCUGUCCUGCACUUGCUCUGAUGUGAGAGGGGCAGCGGUCACGAACGCUGGCGGAGGGCCUGCGGUGGGCGGCAGGGCGGGAGAGUCACCUUCCCGAGGGGCAGGCGUGGUGCGGACUGUGAAUGGGCAAGGGUGUGUGGUGGGAGCACAGGACCUGUUUGGGGUGAGAUAAGAGACUAGGCUACAGAGAAAGGAGUGUUGUCUAAGGCAGUGCUAGAGGGCCAGGCUCUAGACCAGCGCUGUCUAAUAGAACUUUCUGUGAUGAGGGAAAUGUUCUAUGUUUUUGGUGUCUACUACAGUAACCACUAGCCACAUGUGGCCACUGAAUCCUUGAAAUGUGGCUAAUAUAACUGAGAAAUUGAAUUUUUAAUUUUUUAAACUUUAGUUCAAAUUUAAAUAGCGACAUGUGGCUAUUGUUGGGACCCCACAGCUCUAGAUCAUUGAGGCUGGCACCAGCGACUUAGUGCAGCUUCUGAAGCAGCUGCAGCAACACCAUGAUAUGUGAGGGUUGGACAGCAGUGGGAAGACCAGUGGGGUCUGCUAUGAGGACUGGGCAGGGGUGGUGCUCUGACCGGGUGGGAGUCUGUGUGUUUGAGUGGAAACAAGAAAACUAGCAGGCCUUUGGAUAGGAGAAGGGAGGAUCCUGGAGCUGAGGAAGGAGAUCCUGGCCUUGGGUGUCAGCAAGACUUGUAGCUAGAGAUGGCACCAAGCCCUUGAAUGGUGGACUACACUUGGGGAAAGUGGUGUAGGGUUCUCUCUUCUGGAUAGGAGCUGGACCCAGUGUGGCUUACGACUGAGAAGGAUACAGGAGCUCUGCCCUUUGGCCACCUCACUUUGGACACUUUGGUCUGAUUUUCCUGGGGUUGAGGCAUUUAGUUUGGUUCAACAAACGUAUGUCUGGCACCUGCUCUCUGUCCAGCCCUGUGCUGAGCACUGGGACAUGGUAAGGCCCUGUCACAUGGGCCCAGACCCCACCCACCUUCCCAUGUAGGAAGCUGGGAGCCCCUACUUUGCUCUGCUCUGCGUUGGUAUGUGUGCGAGUGUGCAUACACCUGACCUCACCUGCUCCCAAGCUUUCCUGCCAUCCUCAGGACUGAGGUCAGUGUGGGGACCCUUUGUUGGCUUCGCAUAGACAGGCUCUGCCUCUGGCUCAGCCCCCAGGACCACUGGCUGCCCACAAGACAUGAAGGAUGGCGUUCAAAGGGGCUGGCGUGUCUUUCUCCCGCAAGAGCUAUAGGCUGACCUCAGAUGCUGAGAAAUCCAGGGUCACAGGCAUCGUGCAGGAGAAGCUACUGAAUGACUACCUGCACCGCAUCUUUUCCUCCCCUGACCAUGCACCCACUGCAGCCACCAGCAGGAAAUCCCUGAACUUCCAGAACCUACCAGAGCAUUUGGACCAGCUGUUACAUGUGGACAAUGAGGAUGAGGAGAACCAGGGACAGGUUGAAGGGCGGCUUGGCCCAUCCACUGUGGUCCUCGACCACACGAGUGGCUUUGAGGGGCUUCUUCUGGUGGAUGAUGACCUCCUGGGGGUGAUUGGACACAGCAACUUUGGUACUAUCCGCUCUACCACAUGCGUGUACAAAGGGAAAUGGGUCUACGAGGUACUUAUCUCCUCCCAGGGGCUCAUGCAGAUCGGCUGGUGCACUAUCAACUGCCGCUUCAAUCAGGAGGAGGGGGUUGGAGAUACACACAACUCCUAUGCUUAUGAUGGCAACCGGGUACGCAAGUGGAACGUGACCACGACGAAUUAUGGCAAGGCAUGGGCAGCGGGGGACAUCGUGAGCUGCCUGAUUGACCUGGACGAUGGCACUCUGUCCUUCUGCCUGAAUGGCGUGUCGCUGGGUACCGCCUUUGAGAACUUAUCCCGGGGCCUAGGCAUGGCCUACUUCCCAGCCAUCAGCCUCUCCUUCAAGGAGUCCGUGGCCUUCAACUUUGGCAGCCGUCCUCUGCGCUACCCAGUGACGGGCUACCGGCCCCUGCAGGACCCGCCGCGUGCUGACCUGGUGCGGGCACAGAAGUUGCUGGGCUGCUUCCAGGCAGUGCUCAGUGUGGAGCUGGACCCCGUGGAAGGGCAGCUGGUAGAAAAGGAAAGCUCCCACUGGCAGUUGCAGGGCCAGCCCACCGUCCUCCUCACACUGGCCCACAUCUUCCAUCGCUUCGCACCGCUCCUGCGCAAGGUGUACCUGGUGGAGGCCGUGCUCGUGAACUUCCUGCUGGGCAUCGUGGAGGUGGGCACCCCGACGAAGGCGCAGUCCGUGGUGCGCCAGGUCCUGGACCUCCUGUGGCUCUUUAUGGAGGACUACGAGGUACAGGAUUGCCUCAAGCAGUUGAUGAUGUCCCUGCUGCGGCUGUACCGGUUCUCACCCAUUGUCCCAGACCUAGGCCUACAGAUCCACCACCUGCGGCUCACCGUCGCCAUCCUGAAGCAUGAGAAGUCCCGCAAGUUUCUGCUUAGCAAUGUCCUCUUUGAUGUGCUCCGGUCCGUUGUCUUCUUUUACAUCAAGAGCCCCCUGCGUGUGGAGGAGGCUGGCCUACAGGAGCUCAUUCCCACCACCUGGUGGCCCCACCGCUCCAGCAGGGAGGGCAAAGAGAGUAAGGACAUGAAGGAUGAGAACCCCGAGGAGCGGCUACGGCGGCGUGCCUAUGAACGGGGCUGCCAGAGGCUCAAGAAGCGCAUUGAAGUGGUGGAAGAACUUCAAGUCCAGAUCCUGAAGCUGCUGUUGAACAAUAAAGAUGACAAUGGGGGUGAAGCUUCUAGGUACAUCUUCCUAACCAAGUUCCGAAAGUUUCUGCAGGAGAAUGCCAGCGGCCGGGGGAACAUGCCCAUGCUCUGCCCCCCUGAGUACAUGGUCUGCUUCUUACACCGGUUGAUCUCUGCCCUACGCUACUAUUGGGAUGAAUACAAGGCUUCAAACUCCCGUGCCUCCUUCAGUGAGGAGGCCUACAUCCCGCCCCAGAUCUUCUAUAAUGGGAAGGUGGACUACUUUGACCUGCAGCGCCUUGGAGGCCUCCUCUCACACCUUCGGAAAACCCUCAAAGAUGACCUUGCCUCCAGGGCCAAUAUCCUGAUCGACCCAUUGGAGCUCCAGGCAGCCACCAUGGAUGACCUGGACGAGGAUGAGGAGCCAGCCUCAGCUGCAGCUGCGGCCCAGCGCCCCAUGCAGGCCCUGGCUGUGGGGGGCGCGCUGCCCCUGCCUCGGCCCGGCUGGCUCAGUUCUCCAACCCUGGGCCGAGCCAACCGCUUCCUCAGCACAGCAGCUGUGAGCCUGAUGACCCCACGGCGGCCUUUGAGCACCUCGGAGAAAGUGAAGGUCCGCACACUGAGCGCAGAGCAGAGGACCCGUGAGGACAUUGAAGGCAACCACUGGAAUGAAGGCCUGCUGCUGGGGAGGCCUCCCGAGGAGCCUGAGCAGCCCCUUACCGAAAACUCCCUGCUGGAAGUCCUAGAUGGUGCCGUCAUCAUGUAUAAUCUCAGCGUUCACCAGCAGCUGGGCAAGAUGGUGGGUGUGUCCGAUGAUGUCAAUGAGUAUGCGAUGGCUCUGAGGGACACAGAGGAUAAGCUUCACCGGUGCCCCAAGUGGAGGAAGGACAUCCUUGCGGAGUUGACCAAGAGCCAGAAGGUUUUCUCGGAAAAGCUGGACCACCUGAGUCGCCGUCUUGCCUGGGUCCAUGCCACGGUCUACUCUCAGGAGAAGAUGCUGGACAUCUACUGGCUGCUGCGCGUCUGCCUGCGGACCAUCGAGCAUGGUGACCGCACAGGUCCUCUCUUUGCCUUCAUGCCUGAGUUCUACCUGAGUGUGGCCAUCAAUAGCUACAGCGCUCUCAAGAAUUACUUUGGCCCUGUGCACAGCAUGGAGGAGCUCCCAGGCUAUGAAGAGACCCUGACCCGCCUGGCUGCCAUCCUUGCCAAACACUUUGCUGACACACGCAUCGUGGGCACUGACAUCCGUGACUCACUGAUGCAGGCCCUGGCCAGCUACGUGUGCUACCCACACUCCCUGCGGGCUGUUGAGCGGAUUCCUGAGGAACAGCGCAUCGCCAUGGUGAGGAGCCUCCUGGCUCCCUAUGAGCAACGGCCCUGGGCCCAGACCAACUGGAUCUUGGUGCGGCUCUGGAGGGGCUGUGGGUUUGGGUACCGCUAUACACGGCUGCCACACCUGCUGAAAACCAAACCUGAGGAUGCCAAUUUGCCCAGCCUCCAGAAGCCGUGCCCUUCCACCCUACUGCAGCAGCACAUGGCAGACCUGCUGCGGCAGGGUCCUGACGUGGCUCCCAGCUUCCUCAACAGCGUCCUCAACCAGCUUAAUUGGGCCUUCUCUGAGUUCAUCGGCAUGAUCCAGGAGAUCCAGCAGGCUGCUGAACGCCUGGAGCGGAACUUUGUGGACAGUCGGCAGCUCAAGGUAUGUGCCACCUGCUUUGACCUCUCAGUCAGCCUGCUGCGUGUCUUGGAGAUGACCAUCACACUGGUGCCUGAGAUAUUCCUUGACUGGGCCCGGCCUACCUCUGAGAUGCUGCUGCAGCGUCUGGCACAGCUGCUGAACCAGGUGCUGAACCGGGUGACGGCUGAGAGGAACCUGUUUGACCGCGUGGUCACCCUGCGGCUGCCUGGCCUGGAGAGUGUGGACCACUACCCUAUUCUGGUGGCAGUGACAGGCAUCCUGGUGCGGCUCCUAGUGCAUGGCCCAGCCUCAGGGAAAGAGAGAGCCACAUCAGUGCUCCUGGCUGAUCCCUGCUUCCAGCUCCGCUCUAUAUGCUAUCUCCUGGGGCAGCCAGAGCCCCCUGCCCCUGGUACAGCCCUGCCUGCCCCUGACCGGAAGCGCUUCUCCCUACAGAGCUACACAGAUUACAUCAGUGUUGAGGAGCUGGCCCAGGUGGAACAGAUGCUGGCACACCUGACCUCUGCAUCUGCCCAGGCAGCUGCUGCCUCCCUGGUGAGUGGGGCCAGGUCCACACCACCCGAAUACACUUCAGCACAACUGUGUGCACACUACCUAAGCAUAGUCUAUGUCCACAUGUCUAAGCCUCCAACCCCAGCCCACUCUGCACUCUGCUCCCUGCAGCCCACCAGUGAGGAAGACCUCUGCCCCAUCUGCUAUGCUCAUCCCAUUUCUGCUGUGUUCCAGCCCUGUGGCCACAAGUCCUGCAAAGCCUGCAUCAACCAGCACCUGAUGAACAACAAGGAUUGCUUCUUCUGCAAGGCCACCAUUGAAUCUGUAGAGGACUGGGAGAAGGCAGCCAAUGCGAGUGCCACUUCCUCGACCACCUAGGCCUGCCUAGCCCACAUAGCAGGUGCCUCCACCCUUGAACCCAGACCCAGGUCAGGCCCUAUUUAUGAGUUCCCCUUGCCCUGGCCCCCAUCACCCCACCACCACAUCCACCCUCCCGGCCUGUGUGUAAACUCAUUGGCGGGAGCCCAGCCAUGCCCUAAUUGUGCCUGAGUUUGACCUUCAGUCAGGGCCACAGUGAGCAUUAAAUUAUUAUUCCAUA
This is a messenger RNA of Diceros bicornis minor, 5768 nucleotides long. RefSeq names its product ring finger protein 123 (gene RNF123). Gene Ontology annotation, cellular component: cytoplasm. The transcript is spliced from 38 exons. Gene Ontology annotation, molecular function: ubiquitin-protein transferase activity; protein binding. NCBI's taxonomy places the organism in Eukaryota, Metazoa, Chordata, Mammalia, Perissodactyla, Rhinocerotidae. The record is from RefSeq and is a predicted model, not a curated record. Bases 1469 to 5548 code for a protein of 1359 amino acids.